Messenger RNA from Danio rerio (zebrafish), 799 nucleotides. RefSeq names its product peroxiredoxin 5 (gene prdx5). The record is from RefSeq and is marked provisional. NCBI's taxonomy places the organism in Eukaryota, Metazoa, Chordata, Actinopteri, Cypriniformes, Danionidae. Gene Ontology annotation, molecular function: thioredoxin-dependent peroxiredoxin activity; oxidoreductase activity. Gene Ontology annotation, cellular component: peroxisomal matrix. Gene Ontology annotation, biological process: cell redox homeostasis; cellular response to oxidative stress; cellular oxidant detoxification.
ACACCGAUAACCAGCAUGCCGAUCAAGGUUGGUCAGCGUCUCCCAGCUGUGGAGGUGCAGGAGGAAGACCCGGGAAACAGCCUCUCAAUGGCUGAACUCUUCAGCUGUAAAAGAGGAGUGCUGUUCGGCGUCCCUGGAGCCUUCACUCCUGGCUGCUCUAAGACUCAUCUCCCAGGCUUCAUACAGAUGGCUGGGGAAUUGAGGGCCAAAGGUGUGGAUGAGGUUGCAUGCAUUUCUGUUAAUGAUGUGUUUGUUAUGUCCGCCUGGGGAAAACAGAACGGAGCAGACGGCAAGGUGCGGAUGUUGGCUGAUCCCACAGGAGCCUUCACUAAGGCUGUGGAUCUUGUCCUAAACAAUGCUCAACUGAUCCCGGUGCUUGGGAAUUUGAGGUCUCAAAGGUAUGCCAUGCUGAUUGAAAAUGGAGUGGUGACUAAGCUCAGCGUGGAGCCUGAUGGGACUGGCCUGACCUGCAGCCUGGCAUCAAACUUUCUGGCUGAGGUCUAAAGAGCUACAUCCAGCUUACAACCAAUUCAUCAGUCACUCUCUAGUCAUAAACCAGACUGCCCAAUCGUAAUAAAAAAAUACAGAUAUGUAACACUGACAACACUAUUGCUUAUGUUGUGGAAAAACCCAUGUGAAAACAUGUUUACUAAGAGCAGUAAUUAAUUCCUUCGUAUUUUAAUGUGGGAACAAAGCACAAGUUUGGCUGUAAACCGCACAAAUCUUUUCAUUCUGACUGUUACGUAUUGUAACCUAUAGUAUUUACCCAAGCAGCAAUAAAUAUUUCUUCAUGACUGCA